Quercus robur (English oak) is the source of this 1645-nucleotide messenger RNA. RefSeq lists its product as uncharacterized. The transcript is spliced from 2 exons. The record is from RefSeq and is a predicted model, not a curated record. Gene Ontology annotation, molecular function: zinc ion binding. The coding region runs from base 670 to 1602 and encodes 310 amino acids. Lineage: Eukaryota; Viridiplantae; Streptophyta; Magnoliopsida; Fagales; Fagaceae.
AAUUACAAAGUUAUACAAAAAAAUCAUAGUAACGUGUCCAAUUCAUUCCCUUUCGUCACUUCUCACGUUUUCAUUUUGUCACUCAAAAGCUUUUUGCUUUUCAUUUUCUCUUCUCUACUAUUUCUCAGUUCACCGAAUCUCUCUCCCACACACUUCUCUUUUUAUAUUUAUAAAUAUAUCCCACAAAUUAGAAACCCCACAAACUCAUAGAUAAAUGAGUUUACUGUACAGUUGUUGGUGCAGUUGAUCUUUCAACCUUUUUUUUUUUACUUACAGAUUUUGAUAAAGGGAAGUGAACCCAUUUGUUGGGUGCUGAUUGGAGUUGUUUUUUAUGAUAAUCUACGAUCUAAAGGUUUGGUAUUAAUCAGAUUUCGAUUUGGGUAUUGUUAGUUUUUUUUUUUUUUUCUUUCUUUCUUUUUUUUUUUUUUUUUUUUUGUGUGUGGAGAUUAUAUGAUAUGUGUUUAUGUGCAUGACAUGGAGUGGCUGAUUAAAACAUUAGGAUUGGAUUGGACACGUUGUUUAUGUUGUUUUGUUUGAAGAAAUUCAUGUUGGUUAUGUAAAAGGGUGCAAUAUAUAAAAUUUUUAUACACAAAUAUUAUUGCUGGGGUUGUUUUUGUAAGUAAGUUUUGGAAUUUUGAUGUAUUGGGUGGAGAAAGUUUUUGUUUGGUAAUGGAUCAGGAGGAGGGUAAGUUACCGGGUCGGUUUGAUCCGGGGACGAGUGUGAAGAAUCCGAGAAUUUUGGGUAAUGGGGUGGUGUCUGAGGCCGUGAAUUUAGUGAAUUCAGAAGAGAGUGAUACUGUGUGUAAUUGUAAUGAAAAUAAGGGUUUGGAAGUAUUGGGUGGUGAUUUGGGAUUGAGUGAGGUACAAAUAAAAGGGCAUGAGCAAGUGCUCAAUCUGGAGGUGAUUGAUCAUGGCGGUGGCAGUGAGGUACUCAGUCGAGUUGAUCAAGUAACGAGUGAGACAUCGAUCAAUUCGGUUGGUGGGGCUGCAUCUGAGACUGUGGUUGUUAUUAAUUCGGAUGAGGAUCUGCGUGUUAGUAGAGAUGAAAAGGGAUCCGGAGCAAAAAGUAAUGAAUUGGGGUCGAGUAAGGUACCCACAAAAGAGGUGAAGAAAAGGGUGUUUGAGUUGGAGAAGAGUUCGUGCGUAAUUGAUGUGAAGUGUGGCAGUGGUAAAGGGUUUGCUGAGGAUUGGGAUGGGGAAAGGGUUUGUAGGAUUUGCCAUUUGAGUUCUGAGCAAUCAUCAGAUGCAACGACAUCAGUCACUGAUAAUGCUACUGUUGGUAUUAUGGAGGAUUUAAUUCAGCUUGGUUGUGGGUGUAAAGAUGAGCUAGGCAUUGCACAUAACCAGUGUGCCGAGGCAUGGUUUAAACUAAGAGGGAACAGAUUGUGUGAAAUUUGUGGGGAGAUUGCCAAAAAUAUUACUGGUAUUGGGGAUAAUGGAUUUAUGGAGGAAUGGAAUGAAAGUAGAUAUACAGGUGUCAGCAGUAAUUCCUCAGACAGGAGUGGAGGAUGUUGGCGGGGACAGCCAUUUUGUAAUUUCUUGAUGGCAUGCCUGGUAAUAGCUUUUGUACUUCCAUGGUUUUUUCGUGUAAAUAUGUUCUAGUAUAUGGGUUUGAAUAAAAUUAAGAGGUUCUUCCUGUGCAUCA